CAAAGAUUUUAAAUAAGAUGUUUUAUUGUUGUCACAUACACAGGAUAUGUACAGUGAAAUGUGUUGCUUUAUAUGGUCUGCCAUAGCAGUAUCAGCACACCUGGAGCAAAUUAAGGUUAAGUGCCUUGCUCAAGGGCAAAUCAACCUUUGCGGCUGGGUUACUAGUCAAACACUAACAGCUAGGCUACCUUCCACCCAUUCACAAAAUAAGCAAAUGAAUCAUAGUCGGCAGGACAAGCACGAGAUAGUGAGAUCCUAUUGUCGCGUUCUUGCAUAUAUUUGUGGUUUUCCGUUAUGGAACGCCUACUCUGAAAUGCGCAUCUAAACAACGCACUUUUUAUCAACUUUGGUAAAAGGUAAAGUCUACAUAACUUAAUCUACUCUGUUCGUAACAUAAUCUAGUUCGGGGAACAGAAAAUUGUAUUGAGAUCAAAUGUUUCAUCGAUGAGUAAAUUGGCAUUGCCGGUCCCAGAGCUUCCUGUAGAAACAUCUGGCUCAUUCUAUUUUUGCUAAUAUCUCUGGUUGUAGUUUGUCUGCACUACAAAUCCCAGAAUUCAGUGUUAGCAGUUGGUAGCAACCCUGAAGGCUUACUAGUCAAUCAUCUGUAGUGUAGCAAAAUAUAUAUUUUUAAAAGUUGUAAAUGUUUUGCUAGUUGACUGAAACUAUACAUAAAUUACAGAAGCAACGACUCUGCAAAAUUGCUAGCUUUGUAGGGCGUCAGACUAUGGAGAUUAAUCGACCUUCAAUCAAGGUGACCCAGGUUAUAUUCAUCAUAACCAUUUUGUUAGUCAGGGUGCAGUUUGGAACCAACAUAUCAGACCCAGAUGAACCAGAUGACACAGAUGAACCAAAUGACACAGAUGAACCAAAUGACACAGAUGAACCAGAUGACCCAGAGCAACAGAAACUAUUUCAGUGUGUGUCAGGAAAUAUGGAUAGCAAAAGGGUUCGACUGUACCUCGGCCUGGACAAUCUGGUGGUGGAUUGCAUGCUACGGAAGAAACCAGGCGGCUCAGCUAGACAGUACCAGAACCAACUGAAGCUCUACACAUCAUCUGGUCUCCUGCCCACCAUGGCCAUCUAUAACAGCACUAACUCAGCCACCUUCUCCUUUAAAUUAAUUAUGAAUGCAUCCACCUGGAGAGUGAACGUCCCCAGAUACAACAUAACUAUCAACACAGUGGCGGCACCUGUGGAUGAGUGGUAUGUGGAAUUCAGUAUGUUCCAUGGCUUCUCUAUGUUCAGCAGCAAGGGAUCCAUCCUGGACACACUGAGGGGAACACUACUGGACGUGGCCAGAGAGCCCAUCCUGCAGUGGACGAUAGGGGAAGAGUUGUCGUCUCGUAUCAUUGAACCACAUCUCCACCGGGUCCUGCAACUACAGGUCAGCCAGAGUCCCUGUGCCGGUGAUGUGGCCGUGUUGGCACCUGUCUUCGCUCCAGGAGGACACACAGGGGUGAUUCUCAGUGUCACCAGAUCUGCCUUCACCGCUCAGGGACGAUGGUUCAACGCCACAAGAUCACUAUGUAGCUUGAUCAAUGAAGUGUGUGUGUCUGGCUGUGCGGGGAUCUCCAUCGUGGACCUGAAGCUGACCAACUGUCACCUGUUCCUGCUGACCAACCGGGGGCUCUUCAUCAGCCAGGAUCUCCUUUCCCCUGUCACAGGCACUCUCAAUUUCACCUUGCUGUUCCUCCCUGCACUGGCUCAGAUGGACUACUCUGCCACCACCUUGUGGUUUUCCUCUCAAUGUGUGACAGAUCGCAUCUAUUUCAGUGAUGACACACUCAGUUUGAUUUCCAAUGAAGGAGAAGGUGAAAACCUGCAUUCUAGGUGUGUGUACAGUAAGUACCCCUUCACGAGGUGGUUCCUGUGCCAGGCCUCUGCUGUUGACAUCGCGAAGAACCCCAAACACCGUUACCUGUCCUUCCUCCAUGACCGUCACCAACACACUGGCCUACUGCUCUCACACACUGAGCAGCAGGGUGCGAUGGUGUCAGUGUUUGGUGUAAAGGCAGAGGAACUCUUUCAGCGUCACACCAAGUUCCCCCCGGUGAUUCUAGACUUCCAGCCCAGAGGGAUCUUCCUGUUGGACAACCAUGUUAUCCUGUACGGCUCAGAGGUGUGGACAUCGUCAGAUAGAGGCUCUACCUUCACGUGGGUGUUCUCUCUAGACAAUCAGAUUGUCAUAGACGCGCUGAGCUGUACUGUCAUUGGCGUGGUAGUGUUCUUCACUGACCAUGGCAACCUCUACAUCAUGAAGUCAGGUCUUGCCAGGUAUGCGUGGUUGAACGAGACCCUGGAUGUAGCCAGUACUCUACUGUGUGGUCACAUGGGCAUCCUAAUUGCUGUUCAGCUGGACAAAGACAAACCCAGUGGCUUUAGCUACAGGAACAUCGAGAUAGACCACCUCAUAGAGAAACAUGAAAUGAGUUUUGACAAAGCCCUGGCCCUCCAGUACACCACAGACCACACAGUCCUGCUCCACGAGAAUGCUGUCAUCAAUGACCAUGCGAACGGAAACAACCGCCAGGGCAGGAACAACCCUCUCACCGUGGCACCUGCCAGCCACUUCUCACCUGACCACGUGGGCAAGGUCAUCUACUUCAGUGACGGUGGCAUGGUGGUGAUCACAGAGGUGUUCCGGACUCACUAUCUGAAGGGGUUCUCCGGGGUUGUUGUCGGGGAGAUCCUGGAGCCAAUCAAAGGAGCCAGCUUGAAUGCGGAGCCUGUGCAGUUAUAUGACCUGUUGGUGAAGAAGGGGGAGCCCGAGGGGCUCAUUGUUACACUGCAGCUCAAAGACCUAGAUCCAUCCCAGGGGUUUAAUAUGUCCCACGUGGGGAAGGCUGUGGUAGCACCAGGCUUCAGCAGUUACCUCAUCACAGGGCUGCUGCCCAGCGGCAGUGCCCUAGCCAAGCCCACCAUGCCAGCCCUAGUGCUCCCCCUGACCAGCCACCGGUCAGGAGAGUGGCUGCUCUUCCACUCUGCAGGCCGGGGGAGCUGGGGGAUGAAGGAGGGGCCAUGUCGUCACGCCCUGCAGUCAUUGAACGGUGUGAGGAAUAACGCUCUGAUGAGGAUCAACGUCAGAGAAAAGCUCAACUUCACCUUCAAGGCCUUCAUGUCCGACUACUCUUUGUCCAUGGUGUACCAUAAGAAGUUCAUGCGUGUGGUUCUGACCAACCCUCUGGCCAUCCGAGUCACAGCCAGACACUCCUGGGACGACACCAACAACCACAUGCUCACCCUCACCGCCUUCAGUCACCUCUGCAAGAAGGCAACCACCACAGUGACGGUAUACAUCCCAGAAGCCUCUCUGUUGUGUAGGUCCUCCUCUUUCACCUUCACGCUACAGAACUCCUGCCCUGAGGGACUCCAAAUCGUCUAUGUCUCCCAACAGCCAAUCAGUGACCACGAAUGGAUCCACGCGGAUCCAGAGGAUCACAUGGACAACAAGAGGCUCUUCAACCUGCCUGUGAACUACCGGCCUCCCUCCCAACUAGGUGUUUUAAUCCCGACCUCAGACAACAUCUAUAACGCUGACCCAAGUCAUCCCCGCCCCAGAGAGCACUACCCCAUCUCCAAGAACUCUGGUCGGUACAAGCAGUGUGCAGGGAAAAGGUCCGCAGAGGAAUGUGGCUGCACAGACAUACUGAAAGUCUCUCCUCUAGCCAUCAACUCUGACUGCAGACAGAGGGUGCUGAGGCUAACGUUUCCUGUGACUGACUUCAACAUCACCCUGUUCCUGAGGAGAACCAACCACGCUGACCACCCGCUCUGCUCUCCUUACUUUGUGACUGUCACAGAGGUCAACAACCGGACCAGCUGGAAGGUCACAGGGACCCAUGCCACCCCCACCAUGGACAGGAUGAGACAAUAUCUUGAAGACAGUCUAAAGAACAAUCUCUACAACCCAGAAGGACUGCAGAUCAGCCUAUAUGGCUCUGAGCUUUUCCACUUCCGUAUCUCUGUCAUUCCUGGAGUUGUGUUGUGUGACCUGGUGGAGGAGGUACAGAUCUACGUGGACGAGCCUCCGCUGGCGUUCCCAACCCAACACCUCGUCAACAACAUGGCAGCCAUCAUCCUGGGAGGCCUGCUGCUCUUUGGCUUCCUUCUCAUAUACAACGGCGUUGCCAUGCCAACCAAGAGCAGCAUCAAAACCCUCCUCAAGAAACACAAGCCCACCAUCUCGCCAACCAGAACCCAGAACUCUACCACGACACAGGGACCCGAGUAGGAUUUUACAGUUCUGCAUUGUAAGAGUGUGUUAUAGAGUUGUACGUUCCAUUUUUAGCCUUUUAACCUAAGUAUGAGAUGUAAAUGUUUUUAGUGUUCAGAUUGAUCCUUUUUUCAAAUGUGUGUUCUAUGAAAUUUGUAUUUGCGAAAGAUUGAAAGAAACUAGCAAAGAUGAAAAGGUACAAAUGAAAGGAAAAACACAUGCUC
Oncorhynchus kisutch (coho salmon) is the source of this 4437-nucleotide messenger RNA. Its product is annotated as cation channel sperm-associated protein subunit beta. Lineage: Eukaryota; Metazoa; Chordata; Actinopteri; Salmoniformes; Salmonidae. The record is from RefSeq and is a predicted model, not a curated record. Bases 725 to 4231 code for a protein of 1168 amino acids. Gene Ontology annotation, cellular component: cilium; CatSper complex. The transcript is spliced from 28 exons.